This is a messenger RNA of Cynocephalus volans (Philippine flying lemur), 3033 nucleotides long. RefSeq names its product alpha 1,4-galactosyltransferase (P1PK blood group) (gene A4GALT). Gene Ontology annotation, molecular function: galactosyltransferase activity. Lineage: Eukaryota; Metazoa; Chordata; Mammalia; Dermoptera; Cynocephalidae. The coding region runs from base 330 to 1391 and encodes 353 amino acids. Gene Ontology annotation, biological process: glycosphingolipid biosynthetic process. The transcript has 3 exons. The record is from RefSeq and is a predicted model, not a curated record.
CUCGAGUCUGGCAUCCUGAGCUGUGGUCAGGCGCAGGUUCAGGGUGCAUAACCUGCCCCACAACAGGGCAGGGCUGUGUCUAAUUCUUCCCUUUCCCAGGUGCCAGCAUGGGGCCUGACCCCGAAAUUGUUCUCUGAGGGGCCAAGUGGACUUGCAGACGCAGAGGGCACGUGGAAGGCUACCUUCGUGUUGGUGGAGACGGGUGGCUGCCGUGCCAAGGUGUAUCUCCAGGAGACCCACAGGCUGUCCAGAUCCCCAUCUCCACAAUGGACUGCCCAGGCUGACCAGCCAGUUCCCACUGGAGGUUCCCGGUGUGAUCUGGGGUGACCAUGUCUAAGCCCCCUGACUGUCUGCUGCGGCUCCUCCGGAGUGCCCCGAGGCAGCGGGUCUGCACGCUCUUCAUCAUCGGCUUCAAGUUCACGUUUUUCAUCUCUGUCGUGAUCUACUGGCACAUCGUGGGUGAGCCCAAGGGCCAGGGGCAGCUCUCUAACCUGCCUGCAGACAUCCCUUGUCCGCCCUCGGUCCCCUCCAUCCCGCCCUCCAGCACCCCUGCUCCGGGCAACAUCUUCUUCUUGGAGACUUCGGACCGGACCGACCCGCACUUCCUGUUCAUGUGCUCGGUGGAGUCGGCGGCCAGGACCCACCCCGAGUCCCGGGUGCUGGUCCUGAUGAAGGGGCUGCCGGCCGGCAACGCCUCCCUGCCCCGGCACCUGGGCAUCUCGCUUCUGAGCUGCUUCCCCAACGUGCAGAUGCUCCCGCUGGACCUGGAGGAGCUGUUCAGGGACACGCCCCUGGCGGCCUGGCACGCGGGCCUGGGGCGGCGCUGGGAGCCCUACCUGCUGCCCGUGCUCUCCGACGCCUCCAGGAUCGCGCUCAUGUGGAAGUUCGGGGGCAUCUACCUGGACACGGACUUCAUCGUCCUCAAGAACCUGAGGCACCUGACCAACGUGCUGGGCGCCCAGUCCCGCUAUGUCCUCAACGGCGCCUUCCUGGCCUUCGAGCCCCGGCACGAGUUCAUGGCGCUGUGCAUGCGCGACUUCGUGGCCCACUACAACGGCUGGGUGUGGGGCCACCAGGGCCCGCAGCUGCUCACGCGGGUCUUCAAGAAGUGGUGCUCCAUCCGCAGCCUGGGCGACAGCCACGCCUGCCGCGGCGUCACCGUGCUGCCCCGCGAGGCCUUUUACCCCAUCCCUUGGCAGAACUGGAAGAAAUACUUUGAGGACAUCAGCCCCGAGGAGCUGUCCCGGCUGCUCAAUGCCACCUACGCCGUCCACGUGUGGAACAAGAAGAGCCAGGGCACGCGCUUCGAGGCCACAUCCAGGGCGCUGCUGGCCCAGCUGCACGCCCGCUAUUGCCCCACGACACACGAGGCCAUGAAGAUGUACUUGUGACCAGCCCGCCGGGGGGCCUCCCUCACCGUGUCCUGCUGCAGAGGGGUGCUGGGCUGCCCCUCCUGGGAGGGUGGAGCGGGCCCUGGGAGAGGAGGUGGGAGCCGCUGCAGUCAGGUUUGGGGCCGGCUGCCGAGGGGGUGUUGUGGGAGCACGUGCCGCGGGUCCUGGGACCGGCUCCCUUCAUGCCGGGGUGAGGCCACUGCCCCGUCUGGGGUCUGGCUGAUCAGUGGUGCAGAGCUGGCUGGAGUGAGCUCGGCGAGCAGGGAGAGCGAACAUCGAAGCACCUUGGGGGCUGCACGGGGAAGCCAGGCCGGCUGGGGUGGAGGUGCUGUGAGGGGGUCACUGAGAAGGAAGGAGGGAAGGGUUCCCAGACAGGAGAGGAGGCAGCUGGUGGGACAGCGGGUGCACAUCUAGCCCUGGGAGCCCAGAGGUGGUGGCUUUCUCUUUUCUGGUUCUGGCUCUUUUUUCGGAGGGACUGAGCAGGGGCAGAAUGUGACAGAGCAGGCCCUGGCUGCCCACCCGUCCUUUCCUGUCUCUAGAAAUGUUGCAAGCAGGCAGGUACCGCCUGCCACAUCUGUGGACGGGGGGCAGGGAGAUUCUUUUGGCUCAGAAGAGGCAUUUUAAAGAAAUAUCCCUGCCCAUGCUAAACACAGGAGAAUAAUAAACACAAUAGAAGUGACCCUCUGACAGCUGGUGCUUUGUGGUGGACAAGAUACAGCCACACGCACAGUCCUUCUUUGUUCUACAGGUGGGGAAGCUGUGGGGGCUGACUGCGGGUGACUUUGCUGAGGUCACACAGCCUGCCUACAAUGGGAGCAUUCAGGGGAGACCUGGCCAACCCUUGGUUGGUGAGGAGCCACUGGAGUCAGUGACAGGAGGAGCCUGCUUUUCCCACCUCACUUUUCAAGGCUCACAGACAGCCUGGGUUGGGUCCCACCAGCACUUCCACCCCCACCCCAUAAUAAGCCUGAAUCUGUUUUAACCUAAGUGGAGCCAAGUGAGGACACUGAGGAGCCCACUAUCAGGGCAAGGGGCCAGCUGCUGCCAGGCCUGGGAGGGGUCCCAGGGAGGGAGGGUUGGGGGCCUGUGGGCUUCCUCCAGCCUCGCCUGGAUGCCUGGCCAAGAUCCUGGGGAAGACCAGAGGUGCCCUGCUGGGCCGCCUCCUGGCUGGGCCAAGGGAAAAUCUGCUCUCUCCAGGGCGGGGCCCCAGCUGCUUUGCAUCGUGGAAGCCACUCAGAGCUGGGCGUUCCCACCAGGCUGGAGAAGCCCUCCCCAGCAGGACUGGGGGUGAUGCCAGGAACUCUGGGGCUCAGUGGGCUGCUUUUUGGCAGCUGAGGGGGGAGGCAUUCUGUGACCCCUGGAUUCUGCCUGCAGACCAUCUUGGGUACCUGGUAAGAAGGUGAGCUCCCUGGCUCUAGGAGUAUUCAAGAGCAGGGGCUGUUUUUGCUGAAGACAAUGGAUUGUAAGUCACUUUCUCCAAUCACAUCACUUUGCCUAUCUUUUUUUUCUUUUUUGUCAGCUGGCUGGUACAGGAAUUGAACCCUGGACCUUGGUGUAAUUAGCACCAUGCUCUAACCAACUGAGCUAAUUGGCCAGCUCCCUUGCCUAUCCUUUUAAUUAAUAAAUUAAUUGAUUGAUUUUA